Molecule: messenger RNA, 855 nt
Organism: Oldenlandia corymbosa var. corymbosa
Lineage: Eukaryota; Viridiplantae; Streptophyta; Magnoliopsida; Gentianales; Rubiaceae
Source: the annotation of a GenBank genome assembly
AUGCAGCAUGAUGAGGUUAUAUGGCAAGUCAUCAGACACAAUCACUGCAGUUAUAUGUCCAAAAUUGAAACAAAGAAUUUUUGUCGGAACCCGUAUAACGUGACGGGGAUAUGUAAUCGGAGUUCUUGCCCUCUUGCUAAUAGUCGCUAUGCCACCAUCCGUGAAGACAAUGGAGUGUUUUAUUUAUACAUGAAAACGAUAGAAAGGGCUCAUAUGCCAAACAAAUUGUGGGAAAGAGUUAAACUACCACAAAAUUAUAAUGAAGCCCUAGAAGUCAUUGACAAACAUAUGAUGUAUUGGCCGAAGUUGCUUAUUCAUAAGAUAAAACAACGAUUAACAAAGAUGACUAAGACAAGGAUACGCAUGAGGAAGAUUGCUUUGAAAAACAGUGAAAUAUUAAUUCCGAUACCUAGAAAACAGAGGAAAAGAGAGGCCAGAAGAGAAGAAAAGGCCGAAAAGGCAGCAGUUUUGGAAAAGAGCAUUGAUGAGGAAUUACUUAAACGGCUCAAGGGAAAAAUCUAUAAAGAUGUGGAUCAUGAGGUUAUAAACUAUCCUUACGAAAAAUUCGUGAAACUUGUUUCGGAAAUGGCAGAGCCUGUUGAAAUAGAGUAUGUUGAAGGUGAAGAGGAAUAUGAUGAUAUAGAAGACCUCGGCCUUCAAUUUGGCAAUGAUGAUGAUCCUGUUGGAACUGAUGAUGAAGAAGAAUACAAUAAAGAGGGCCAUGAGAGAAAAGAGGAGGAUUCUGGUUUGUCUUAUAGGAAACUUGCACCAAGAUUUAGAUUGGAGAAGAAAGCGAAAGUUCUUAUGGAGGUUGAGUAUGAAGAUGGAAGCAAGAGACGGACAAAUGUGCAUUAG